Molecule: messenger RNA, 1813 nt
Organism: Cylicocyclus nassatus
Lineage: Eukaryota; Metazoa; Nematoda; Chromadorea; Rhabditida; Strongylidae
Source: the annotation of a GenBank genome assembly
GCAAAAUCUUUCACGAAAUUUUCUUUGGUAUAUUUUAUUAGGACUCUUUAGCUUUCAUCACAAACUGUAUUUCUCGAUGUGGUGCGAAAGCCUUAGCUUUAUGAUUCGACUUUUGCUUUUGCUAAUAUUUCCAUGGUCGUUAUUUACUUUACUGCUGAUAAUUGCUGUAGCAUCGUUUGGAGGAACUAUAGGAAUUCGAGAAUUUUAUGUGGAAAAAUUAAUACAAUUGUUUGAGUGGGGAGCAAAAAUCUCCAACGACUAUGAAUACGAUGAACCACCUGAUCCAUCUUCUACACCUACAUCUGGAAAAAGACGAAGACGCUCUUCCGGGGAUCUGCGUAUCAUCCUUCGAGAGAAAUCCGAUCUCAUCGAUUCUGAGCUACGCUCUACCGAAGAACCUGAGCACAGAAAAACCACUGUGCGCACUGUUGUUGACGACAGUAUCGAUUUCAUAACGGCUGGUAUAGAGGUGAUUAUUGAAGAUCAGGUGACUAGUCGUUUCCGAGCAGAAGAGCUUCCCUCGUGGAAUCUUCUUACUAGAACUAGUUAUUCAUUCCAGCAUAUCAACUGGAAGCUGUCAGUAUUGUGGAUAUGUGGAUUCCUUUUCCGCUACCUCGUCCUCGUUCCAUUUCGCAUAGUAUUAUUUAUUCUUGGCAUGUCUCUUAUGUGUUUUGUGUCUUACAUCGUAGGCUAUAUAUCCGAUAAGAAAAUUAAGAACUUCUUUUGUCGUCAUGUGAUGCUCGCAUCGAUGCGAAUCUUCUCUCGGUCAUUCUCAAGUAUCAUCCGAUUUCAUGACAGGGAAAAUCGAGCAAAGAAAGGAGGCAUUUGCGUUGCGAAUCAUACUUCGCCCAUCGAUGUUAUGCUUUUGAGUUGUGACAAUUCGUACGCUAUGGUCGGACAGAAACAGGGAGGUAUUUUAGGAUUCAUUCAAGAUUCACUGAGUAAAUCUGCCGAUCAUAUUUGGUUUGAAAGGAGUGAAGUAGGAGAUAGAAAAAAAGUGCUACAGAGGCUCAGGGAACACGUGGAGGAUGAAACCAAGUUACCAAUUUUGAUCUUUCCGGAAGGAACAUGCAUCAAUAAUACAUCAGUGAUGAUGUUCAAAAAAGGCUCAUUCGAGGUAGCCAACACUAUCUAUCCCAUGGCUAUAAAGUACGACAGCCGUCUGACAGAUGCUUUCUGGAAUAGUCAGCAACAGUCCUAUGGCGAAUAUAUGUGGAGGAUGAUGACUUCAUGGGCAAUCAUUUGUGAUAUUUGGUAUCUGCCACCUAUGACUAGAGAGGCCGGAGAAGAUGCGAUAGCUUUUGCAAGAAGAGUGAAGAGAGCAAUUGCCAAGAAAGGUGGUUUGGUGGACCUAGAGUGGGAUGGUCAGCUGAAGAGAGCCAAGGUAUCGUCGAGGCUAGUUCAACUGCAGCAAAAGCUUUACUACGAUCGAUUGGCGAGAACUACUAGCAUAAAUGAUCUCGAAGAAGAAAUGAAUGCACUAAGUGUUAUGGAAUCCAUGGAUGAGAAAGAGCGUGAAUCUCUCAUCGAUCAAAUACAUGAAGGCGAUGAUGACAAGGAGAUCAUUCGCAAGGUCAGUAAGUAUGGAGUGGACCUACACAAGCUUUCUGAAUUCUUAAAAGCAGCAGGUGAUGCUGAGGCCAGGAAACCUUGAGAAAACUUCUUUUCUGUACAAAUUGUAUAUAUGCUUUAGUUGCUGACAUGUUUCGGUUUUAUUUCUGAGACUGCUCUUAUAAGUUUUGCUCACAUAUGACGUGUUUUAUGCAUUUUUCCCCAUGCCAUGAAGACAAAUUUUAGUACUUCUAGAUUUGUG